Messenger RNA from Sinocyclocheilus grahami, 3963 nucleotides. RefSeq names its product acetyl-coenzyme A synthetase, cytoplasmic-like. Bases 611 to 2707 code for a protein of 698 amino acids. Gene Ontology annotation, cellular component: cytoplasm. The transcript is spliced from 19 exons. Gene Ontology annotation, molecular function: acetyl-CoA synthetase activity; AMP binding. The record is from RefSeq and is a predicted model, not a curated record. Lineage: Eukaryota; Metazoa; Chordata; Actinopteri; Cypriniformes; Cyprinidae.
CUGCGCUUCAAUGGCUGUCCUGCAGACACACUGAGGAUUUGCAAUCCACGCGUGGAAGAACGACUAAUCUCAUACUGCAUGCACGUCUCAUUUGAUUGCAUGUUUGAUUCAGUUAAAGGCUGCAUUUCCUCUCUGAUGCCGGGAAUUAUUUCCAGCUUUAAUCGACUUUACACGAGAUAACCUCAAACUAGAGGAGACAUACUGUCUUGUUUGACAGCUCUCAAGUGCAUCUUGAUUUUUUUAUAUAUAUUUUUUUCUGUAUGUACGACGACUUUUAAAUCCAAACUUAUUUUGAUAUUUCGUCCAUAAUCGUCGGAGCAACAUUAAAGCCUGUUUAUAAUAAUAAUAAUUGCAAGUCCAAAUUUUAAACGCGUCUCGGACAGCUUGUACUUUGCGAACUGAAUCCGAAUCGUCGCCGCUUCAUUAAAACACAAUAGCAGCGCUGAUCUAGAUUCACUGUUGUUCAGCAGCCCAGACUCGGGUGCACACAGCGCCUGUAUGGGAGUGAAACUCUCCCACACGGAAGUGACUUCCACACGUUAGGCCAGUGGUCGUUUGUGUUCUUCUAGGUGGAUUGAUAUUGGUUGCGUCCAUUGAAUUAGUUAUUAAAAUGAUUCCUGACAAGGCACCAGGCGAGGAAGUGUUGCACGCUUCAGGAGACUUGAAGAAACAAGCGCACAUCCCCAGCUUUGAGAAAUACAAAGAGCUCUACAUCAGAUCUGUCGAGUCUCCUGAGGAGUUCUGGGGAGAUGUUGCCGAGGAUUUUUUCUGGAAGACAAAAUACACCGGGAAGUUCCUGGACUACAAUUUCGACGUGACCAAGGGUGACAUUUUCGUGAAGUGCAUGGAAGGUGCCACAACCAACAUCUGCUAUAAUGUUUUGGACCGCAACGUCCAUGAGAGGAAACUUGGUGACAAAGUGGCUUUUUACUGGGAAGGUAAUGAACCUGGAGAUGAGAAGACGGUGACCUACAGAGAACUGCUGCAGCAAGUCUGCAAGUUUGCCAAUGUCCUCAAGUCACAAGGUGUGAAGAAAGGUGACCGUGUAUCUAUUUACAUGCCCAUGGUGGUGGAGCUGGUGGUGGCUAUGUUGGCCUGCGCUCGGAUUGGAGCGGUCCACGCUAUUGUGUUCGCCGGUUUCUCCGCCGAGUCGUUGUGUGAAAGGAUCAUGGACUCUCAAUGCUGUAUUCUUAUAACGGCAGAUGGUUUUUACCGCGGUGAUAAGCUGAUCAGUCUGAAGCUAAUAGCUGAUGAGGCGCUACAGAAAUGCAGGGACAAGUCUUUCACAGUGGAGAAGUGUAUAAUGCUAAAACGCCUCACAAAAGAAGAUGAGGCUUCGUCUGGAUCGCUGUCGCCCCCUGUGAAACGCACCUGCCCCGAUCUGCAGCAGGAGAAACAGAAAGAAAGAUUAAGGAAGGUCCGUCCCCCCCCACAGGUGCCGUGGAAUCCUGAGGUUGAUUUGUGUUGGCACUCUCUGAUUGGUGGAGCAUCAGAGGAGUGUGAGCCUGUCUGGUGUGAUUCAGAAGACCCGCUCUUCAUCCUCUACACCAGCGGCUCUACUGGGAAACCGAAGGGUGUAUUGCAUACAGUGAGUGGCUACAUGCUUUACACUGCGGCCACCUUUAAGUUGGUGUUUGAUUAUCACUCUGAUGAUGUGUACUGGUGCACUGCAGACAUUGGUUGGAUCACCGGCCACUCAUACAUCACAUAUGGGCCCCUGGCCAAUGGCGCGACCAGUGUGUUGUUUGAGGGUCUUCCCACAUACCCGGAUGUGAGCCGAAUGUGGGAGAUUGUUGAUAAAUAUCACGUCUCCAAGUUCUACACAGCACCCACCGCCAUCCGGCUCCUGAUGAAGUACGGCAGUGAGCCCGUUCAGAAGUAUAACCGGACCUCCCUGAAGAUUUUGGGGACCGUAGGGGAGCCCAUAAACCCAGAAGCCUGGCAGUGGUACUACAGCGUGGUGGGAGAGAAGAGAUGUCCGGUGGUGGACACCUUCUGGCAGACUGAGACGGGUGGGCAUGUGAUGACCCCUCUGCCGGCCGCUACUCCCAUGAAGCCUGGCUCUGCUACAUUUCCCUUUUUUGGGGUUGUACCUGCUAUUCUAAAUGAGUCAGGGGAGGAACUUGAAGGCCCAAGUGAGGGCUAUCUGGUGUUUAAACAGCCUUGGCCAGGUGUGAUGAGAACUGUGUACGGGAACCACGAAAGGUUCGAAACCACCUACUUCAAGAAAUUCCCUGGAUUUUACGUGACUGGAGAUGGUUGUCGUAGAGAUAAGGACGGGUACUACUGGAUCACUGGAAGGAUAGAUGACAUGCUGAAUGUGUCUGGGCACUUACUGAGCACUGCAGAGGUGGAGUCGGCGCUGGUGGAGCAUGAAGCUGUGGCUGAGGCAGCGGUUGUGGGGAGGCCACACCCUGUUAAAGGCGAGAGUCUCUACUGUUUUGUCACCCUCAAUGAUGGAAUCAACUACAACCAAAAGCUGGAGGUGGAGCUUAAAAAGCAGGUGAGGGAGAAGAUUGGUGCCAUAGCUACACCUGACUACAUUCAGAAUGCACCUGGCCUUCCAAAAACCAGAUCAGGUAAGAUCAUGCGGCGUGUGUUGCGGAAGAUAGCGUGUAACGAGCAGGAUCUAGGUGACGUGUCCACAUUAGCAGACAGCUCUGUCAUUGAACAACUGUUUGAGAACCGCUGCUGUACUGCUGUGUGACCACCAGUAGCAUCCCUCACAACGCCACCGUCUGGCCCCAACACGAGCUUCAGUUCUGGAGGGAAGAGGAUGAGUCUGAGCUAUAAUGGAGUUUAGGAUAACGCUAGUGGGCUGACGGAAAGAAAAAAGCUUAGAGAUGUAUAAUUCCUACUGCAAUUCGCCGACUUUAAGAAAUCUCUUGGAAACCCAAGGUUUGGGUUUGGCAUAGAGUUUUAACUGCAUUUUUUACAGGACCCACUUAUAUGUUAGAAAUCAUUUUUACCCCCAAAAGUUUAUUUUUAUUAUGUUUAUAAUUUCCUCCUCUUUUCUCCAUGUUCAGUUCUUUCAUUAAUCUUUAUAUGACUACACUGUCCUGCUUUAAUUGUGCCAACAUAACCUCAAAAACUUUUUUUCACUACUAAAACGGGAAAAUAAUAUGUUAUGUCAUGAUUUUGUUGUGUACUAUGUAAUAGCACUGUUUAAAAUCACUCUGCUUUGGUCGAAGGUUUCAUUUUUAACAUUUAAAGCUACACAUUGUAUAGAACUUUCUAUACAGGCCAAAGCAUGCAUUAAUAUUUACCAGAAUAACAUGGUAUCAUGCAGGUGUAUUUACCAUGUAUAUUUUAUCCCUGGAACAGUUUGCAAGUUUGUGAUAAAAGUUUGUGUGAACUGCUUUUAUAUUUCUCCAGAAAAGUUAUGAAAGAGCUAUGAUUGACUGCAUAAAGGCUGUAUGUUAAUUUGAAAACACACUCAACAGAAGUGAAUGACAUUUCUGACCAUGAUGGUCAUAGUUCUCUGAAUCUAAGAUGACACUUAGACCCGUUCAGUAGGCUUUCCAUUUAUCAAGUCAUAUUUAAAUGUGUUAAAAUCUGUAUUUUAUAUUGUGAAGGUAUCCUCUCAAGAAGCUUUUUCAGGAGAAAAGUGAUCAAAUUCCAGCCGUUUCAUGAGUGUAUGGUGCUCUCAUGCACCACUACUGCAUCUCUGGGCUGUAUUUGUUGCUAUUGUCAAAUUGAUUUCUUCCAUCUUGGCAUUAACUGUUUUGUUGGUGGAGUUUUGGAUAUUUCAUAGCUCUUAUUGUGGCCGAGUAUUAGCUGUCAAUGCUUUUCUCAACCCUGUAAACAUUCACUAGCCCUAUAUGAUGAGCGACUGAACCUUUGAAGUUUAGAUUGUGUUUUUUACCCUUACGUUGCUUUUCAUUCAUUUUCUUGUAAUCAUUUGAUCAGAGCAAUGUCUCAAACCGAACUGGGUGAAUUAAAGUGCUGAAAUUUUAAAAUGGU